Liolophura sinensis is the source of this 1431-nucleotide messenger RNA. RefSeq names its product arylsulfatase J-like. Gene Ontology annotation, molecular function: sulfuric ester hydrolase activity. The record is from RefSeq and is a predicted model, not a curated record. Lineage: Eukaryota; Metazoa; Mollusca; Polyplacophora; Chitonida; Chitonidae. Bases 1 to 1431 code for a protein of 476 amino acids. The transcript has 14 exons.
AUGGAUAGCAGGAAUUCCGUGCACACCACUGUCUCUCUGCUACUGCUGAUUUGCUUCUCGGUGUCGGGGUGUCGCGGCGCUACCCGUCCACACGUCAUCUUUAUUGUGGCAGAUGAUUUAGGCUGGAAUGACGUGAGUUGGCACAACCCUGAUAUCAUCUCGCCACAUCUCGACGGUCUCGCGCGAGAUGGUGUGAUACUAGGUUCUUCUUAUGUGCAACCAAACUGUUCACCCUCACGGAGUUGCUUCAUGUCUGGCAAGUAUCCUUACCACACGGGAUUACAGUCGGGCGUUAUCUAUCCUCUGGAGCCCCGAGGCAUGCCGUUGUCCCUGACAACCUUACCUGAAAAGCUGAAGGAAGCCGGGUACAUAAACCACAUGGUGGGCAAGUGGCACCUGGGGUUUUGCAAUCAACAGUAUCUUCCGACUUCAAGAGGAUUUGAUACUUUCGUCGGGUUCUACCUUGGUUUGGAGGAUCAUUACACUCACAGAAGAGGUGGCUAUGAUAUGCGCUUUAACGACACACUCUACUCCGAAGCCGAGGGCAUCUACUCCACGGAGCUGUUUGGACAAAGAGCCGUUGAUAUCAUCAAUAGCCAUCCGUCAGACCAACCUUUAUUUCUGUACCUGUCCUUCCAAGCUGUCCAUGGUCCUCUUCAGGUUCCACAGCGUUAUGAAGACAUGAAUUCUCACAUUAAAAAUAGGAGAAGACGAAGAUAUAGCGCAAUGGUAACUGCCAUGGACGAGGCUGUGGGAAAUGUGAGGCAAGCUCUCGAGGCGACUGGGCUGAUGGAAAACUCUGUCAUCAUAUUUAACACUGAUAAUGGUGGUCCAGCCCAUAAGGUAUCUAACAAUCUACCUUUGAGAGGUUCCAAAAAUACCUUGUAUGAAGGAGGCACCAAGGGACCUGCAUUUGUGUACAGCAAAAAGCAUAUCAAAAAGACUGGCUACAUUAACAAUCAAAUGAUCCAUGCUGUCGACUGGUUCCCCACAAUUCUUCACCUUGCCGGAGUUACACCGGACCGGGACAUUGACGGCGUGAACCAAUGGCCUACACUAAGUGAAGGGGUAAUCUCUGCUCGUAAGGAGUUUGUGUACAACAUCGACGAAUCUCAGGCGGCAAUAAGGGUGGGUAAAUACAAGCUGAUACAGGGCUCGGCUGGUGACCUCAACGGCUGGUACCCGGUGGUAGGGUCUGGUGCCUCACCCACAUAUGUCACCGGGGAGUCUAUUGACUUCAGGCUCUAUGACAUAGAGGCCGAUCCCAGUGAACAUUUUGACCUCGCCAGCCAAUUUCCGUCCAUAGUAAAAUUGAUGAAGAGGAAGUUGAAACAGUACCGGAAGAGUACUGUGCCGGCAGGGAACCAACCACAUGACCAACGUGGUAACCCAAACAACUUCGGCGGAGCCUGGAGUCCAGGCUGGUGUUAA